Cetraspora pellucida is the source of this 168-nucleotide messenger RNA. The record is from the annotation of a GenBank genome assembly. NCBI's taxonomy places the organism in Eukaryota, Fungi, Glomeromycota, Glomeromycetes, Diversisporales, Gigasporaceae.
AUGAAAAACAUUGCUGAAGACCUAGACCUAUCAGACAAUGAAGAUGAAGAAUUAACAAAUCAAGAAAUCGACUUCAAUACUCCUAAAGACUUUAAUGGUGAAGUGAAAGAACAUAUUGGUAUUUUAGAUUCUAUGGAUAAGUCAUUUAUUGCUAAAAUAUCAUUUUAA